This is a messenger RNA of Carassius auratus (goldfish), 1017 nucleotides long. Its product is annotated as WD repeat-containing protein 70-like. The transcript has 4 exons. Gene Ontology annotation, cellular component: nucleus; site of double-strand break. Lineage: Eukaryota; Metazoa; Chordata; Actinopteri; Cypriniformes; Cyprinidae. The record is from RefSeq and is a predicted model, not a curated record. The coding region runs from base 582 to 842 and encodes 86 amino acids.
UUUUCCUCCAAACGGCAUCUGUAGUAUGUGGUGUUCCCCAUGGGUCGAUUUUGGAACUACUUUUGUUUUCCCUUUAUAUGCUUCCUUUGUACUGUAUCUCAUGGAAGUACAGUCUUUCAUAUUAUUAUUAUUAUUAAUUAUUUAUUUUACUGUGUACUUUGAAAGCAUCAUUGUGUCUUCUGAGUGCCAUGUUGGGCACGAUUUCAUGUAAUGGAGAGGUCAGAUAUACACAUGUGUGCAAUCUAAACCCCAUGAUACAGUAUCUGCAAGGUAAUGGAGGGACUAAAGGAGAUUACGUUUGUAUUCAGCCAAAAAAAGCUCAACUGAAAGCACAUUUCAGAUCCAUGGCCAAAUCUUCCAGAUCUUUUCUAAAUAAUCAAUUACUGGACCACAUGCCCAUGGAGACAGAUUAACCCCAUACAUCCCGUUAAGUCAAUAAAGGCCGGCGAAACCCCUGCUAUGGUCCGGAGGAGGGAGGGUCUAAAGCCGGAUUCUAGGUCAGGGAGGCUUAACUCAGUCCGGCUGUGGAUUCAGAAACGAGCCGGUGCUGAACAGCUGGAGGCUAAGCAGAUUUCACCCAAAUGCCUCCACAGAGCGUGGUCCGCUGUCUUUGGCAUCCCAUGUUGAAUCAGAUCAUGGUUGGGAUGGAGAACGGUGUGGUCAAGAGUCAGAGAGGUGUGAUGUUGUGUGUGCUCAAGAGCAAGAGGAAGAAGAAAAACACAUCAUCACCUGUCGAGGUGCUCGUGUGGCAGCCCACGAUGGGACGCUGUCCUCCUUCAUCCUCAAAAACAUCGCUCUGGACAAAACCGACGACAGCAAAACAACCAGAGGCCAUCCAGUAAGACAGACACCAGAGCUGUUCCCUGCUGCAGACGUCUGAGGAGGAAAAAUAAGGUCUUAAGGGUCAACUUUUCGAAAUUGAGAUUUAUACAUCAUCUGUUUUUAAUGUGUGGUUUGUGAGGAGACUAAUAUUUGUCUGAGAUACAAUUAUUUGAAAAUCUGGAAUCUGAGGAUGCA